AUGUCCUGGUCGAAAAGCUACCGGCGCGUGCACGGGAAACGAGGAACAACAAUAUACCUGGAUCAGGAAUACCCGACUAAAGGUGAUGGUCCACUAUCCAUCGACCUUCGGUUCCUGUGCGAAACGCCCUCUUAUGCGGGUUUUGUUGUAGGCGUAGAGCUGUCAGUGGCCGAUGUCCUGUCGGGCAUUAAUUCCAUUCUCUGCUCUUCAUAUCAUGAGAAGUCAUGCCUAAUCAACCAUCUUUCAGAAGGGGAACCAGUACCACUGGGCGCAAUCUCUUGGACUCUUCAGUCUGCACAGGAUGCACUUAGUCCAUGGGAGAUACCUGCUCAGUGCACUCUUGAAGGGGUGGAGCUCUUUCAGAUGGGACACUAUGGACCCAUAUGCAAGGGUCAGCUAAAACAAGACAGCAUAUCCACUGCUGUAGUGAUUAAAAGUUUAAAAGACAUGUCAACUCAACACGAGGCUAAAGAAUUUGUGGAUUUGGUCCUUUUCCUUGCAUCAGUAAGCAAACAUAAGAAUAUAGUGAAAAUGUUAUACUGCCAGACUCACCGGACACCCAUGUACCUGGUUUUGGAGGCAAGCAUUCCAGGGAACCUUCUUACUUUUACUAAACAGGACAGAUCUGAGACAGUUGAUAACUUGCAGGGGCUUUCAGAGAGGUCUGUUUAUCUAGUAGCUAAACAGGUAGCAGCAGGUCUGGAUUACCUACACUCCUACCAUAGAGUUGUUCAUGGGGAUGUUGCAGCCCGAAACAUGUUGAUUAGUUCAGGGUUCUCUGUCAAAGUCUCUGGAUUGGACUUGGCUUUUCAGAGUCGACAAGCAAGGAACAUUGACAAGGACAUGGAUGCCAAUGUCCCAUUAAAAUGGCAAGCCCCAGAAUGGAUCAUGAGAUGUCCCCUAACAGACAGGAGUGAUGUAUGGUCCUUCGGAAUUCUGCUUUAUGAGCUCACAACCCUGGGCUCUCCUCCCUAUCCUGAACUGGAACUGUCAGAAAUGCUCCCUCAAACUUUAGCCCAUUACAGAAUGAAAAGACCAGAAAACUGUGGAGCUCCAUUAUAUGAGCUAAUUAAGUACUGCUGCAUGUGGAAUUUCAAGGACCGGCCUGUUUAUUCUGCCAUUAUCAGACUUUUAGACUCUUACAUAUAUCUCGCUGACACAAGACCUCAUCGCUGUGGACAACAGAUAGACAUCUGUGAAUACAGAAGGAAAGCAGGGCUAGCCCCAUGAGCUCUCCACAUUCAGAGACCAAUUUCUUAUUAAUACAGUGCAUUCACAAUUGCACAUUUUCAUUUCAUAUUAAGCUACUGUAAUUUGCAUCCUGUGCUCUGAUCACAUCAUUACGGCGAAACAUCAAUAGAGGUCUCCCGAUUUUUCGGAACUAUUAAAGAUGAAGAGAUUAACAAACAGUAAUGGCCAAUAGCACAGUGGCCUCUAGUGGUGAACUGAGAUUAAUUGCUUACUCUCUGACACUCAAUGGUGCUCUCACCCACACCACGUGUUGUGUAGUAGACACUGAUACUGAGAAGUAUAUCUCAGCUCUGUUGGUCCUCACAAUGUAAGUGAAUGGUUCCCAAAAUUAUGAAGCUCCAAAAGCAUUUAAAGGUAGCAUAAACGUUAUCCAUAAGACUUCAGAAGCGAUAUGAAAGGUGAGAAAGAGAUCAGUAUUUAUUUAUUAUCAAUCUCCGCUUUCA
Myxocyprinus asiaticus (Chinese sucker) is the source of this 1694-nucleotide messenger RNA. RefSeq names its product tyrosine-protein kinase STYK1-like. Gene Ontology annotation, molecular function: transmembrane receptor protein tyrosine kinase activity; ATP binding. Lineage: Eukaryota; Metazoa; Chordata; Actinopteri; Cypriniformes; Catostomidae. The record is from RefSeq and is a predicted model, not a curated record. The transcript has 9 exons. Gene Ontology annotation, cellular component: signaling receptor complex. Gene Ontology annotation, biological process: positive regulation of kinase activity; cell surface receptor protein tyrosine kinase signaling pathway; multicellular organism development. The coding region runs from base 1 to 1230 and encodes 409 amino acids.